Molecule: messenger RNA, 5959 nt
Organism: Trichechus manatus latirostris (Florida manatee)
Lineage: Eukaryota; Metazoa; Chordata; Mammalia; Sirenia; Trichechidae
Gene: CYTH4
Product: cytohesin 4
Exons: 14
Coding region: 117-1412 (431 amino acids)
Biological process (GO): regulation of ARF protein signal transduction
Molecular function (GO): guanyl-nucleotide exchange factor activity
Source: RefSeq, a predicted model, not a curated record
GGCUGGGCUCGGCUGGGCGGGAGGGAAGGGGCCUGCUGCAGCUGAGGUGACGCAUCACUGCCAGGCAAUCCCAAGCAGCAGCUGGGUCAGUGGGCAACUGGAACACUGGCUUCAGAAUGGACCUGUGCCACCCAGAUCCAGCGGAACUGAGCAGUGGGGAGACGGAGGAGCUACAGCAGAUCAAAUGGCACCGGAAGCAGCUUCUGGAGGACAUCCAGAAGUUGAAGGACGAGAUCGCAGAGGUGUUUGCCCAAAUCGACUGCUUCGAAAGUGCGGAGGAGAGCCGGAUGGCCCAGAAGAAGAAGGAACUGUGCAUCGGACGCAAGAAGUUUAACAUGGACCCCAGCAAGGGCAUCCAGUAUCUCAUUGAACACAAGCUGCUGACCGCCAAUGUCCAGGACAUCGCCAAGUUCCUCCACAAGGGCGAGGGCCUCAACAAGACAGCCAUAGGCAUCUACUUGGGGGAGAGGGACCCCAUCAACCUGCAGGUCCUCCAGGCCUUCGUGGACUGCCAUGAGUUCGCCAACCUCAACCUCGUCCAAGCCCUCAGGCAGUUUCUGUGGAGCUUCCGGCUGCCGGGAGAGGCCCAGAAGAUCGACCGGAUGAUGGAGACCUUCGCCACUCGAUACUGCCUCUGCAACCCGGGCGUCUUCCAGUCCACAGACACCUGCUAUGUCCUGUCCUUCUCCAUCAUCAUGCUCAACACCAGCCUCCACAACCCCAACGUCCGGGACAGGCCACCCUUCGAGCGCUUUGUGUCCAUGAACCGGGGCAUCAAUAACGGCAGUGACCUGCCUGAGGAGCAGCUGCGGAACCUCUUCGACAGCAUCAAGAGCGAGCCCUUCUCCAUCCCAGAGGACGACGGCAAUGACCUCACUCACACCUUCUUCAACCCGGACCGGGAGGGCUGGCUGCUGAAGCUGGGGGGCCGCGUGAAGACGUGGAAACGGCGCUGGUUCAUCCUGACCGACAACUGCCUCUACUACUUUGAGUUUACCACCGACAAGGAGCCACGAGGGAUCAUACCACUUGAGAACCUCUCAGUCCAGAAGGUGGACGACCCCAAGAAACCAUUCUGCCUGGAGCUCUACAACCCCAGCUGCCAGGGCCAGAAGAUAAAGGCCUGCAAGACAGAUGGUGACGGCAAGGUGGUGGAGGGCAAGCACGAGUCCUACCGGAUCUCGGCCGCCAGCGCCGAGGAGCGGGACCAGUGGAUCGAGGCCAUACGAGCCAGCAUCACCCGCGUGCCCUUCUACGACCUAGUCUCUGCUCGAAAGAAGAAGAUUGCCAGCAAGCAAUGUCAGCUGACAAUGGGGCAGGAAGCAAAGCUCAGGAGGCUGGGUGGGAGCCCCCCAGGCUCAGAGUCCGGCAAUGAGGCCCCAUUGCCCCCUGCCCCAAGUCCACUACAGUAAAGGGUAAGGAAACUAGCCUGAGGCCCGGCACCCUGUCCUAAUUUCUGGGCCUUAGUUUCCUCAUCUGUGAAAUGGCUCCUUGUACCCUGAAAUGCUGUCAUUCCUCCAAGUAGGAGAAGCCUGGAAGUCCCUGAGCGUUUCCUGUCCUCAGCGAGGCCUCUUCCUUCAGCUGGGGGAGGGUGUUAAUCUCUGCUUGCCCCUUCCCUGGCCUCGGCUUGGGCUUGGCCCUCCCUGCCUGAGCAGGGCUCAUCACAUACAUACCUUAGCCCCACAGACAGGGCGCCUGGAGACACCAGGAGCUUGGGCCCCAGGGUUCCUGUCCCGCCUUCAUCGUCAACUCACUGUGUGCCCUCUGCUACGGCAUGCUUCUUCUCUGGUUCUUGGCAAACAACGUGCUUGGAAUACAGAUGUCUUGGCCCCUCUGGGUGCUACGGCUAUUUCUCAAAGCCCACCUUGGAUGCUGGGUACCGGCACCACCCCCACCCCCCAGGGUGGCAGAAGCAGUCCCAGUGCGGGACCCCAACAGUGGUGAACUGGCCAGCCUCCUCCUCUCCAGGCGUCUCUUCUCCACGGAAGGCCAGGAUUGCACUGGGCCUCCCCCAAGGAGCUCUCGGGUGGAGAGCGUCCACCUGUUUACUGAGCCGGGGCAGGGUCUGAGUGGAAGGUUGCCAGGGAAUCAAGAGCAGAAGUGAGCUCCACCUUUAAGGAAGUCCAUUUGAAGGACAGGGGCAGUUGAAACCCCUCAAGGAAAUGGCAGAGAGCAUCCCAGACAGACGGGACUCAAGCAAGACUGGUGGUUCAACCAAGAGGCCAAGAAGACUGUGCUUUGUGAGCUGUGGCUAUCAGAAGGGCUGCCUGGAGGCAGCACCUGAGCUGACGAGAGAUGCAGGGCUCAUGCCUGGAGAGGCAGAGUCUCAGCCACAGCUUCCCUGCUGGACCACUAGCCAGGGGCCUGUGGCAGUGAGGGACAGCCCCAGUGAGCUCCAGGGUCCCAAGACCCUCUGCAGCAGCCCUGCCAGAGUAGAGCUGACAUCCUACCCUAGGCAGGCAGCUCUGUCUCCAGGUGGGACCCAGCCUGGAGGAGGAUUCCAUGAACAGGCUGCUUCUCAGAAGCACUUCUCACUCCCUCGCACAGGCCCCGGAGAGUCCCUGGAGGGAAAUUCCCUGGCGGGGGAACAGCAAAUGGAGCUGACUCUGCCCCACUGCCAGCCUGUGUGGGCGAGCAGAAGCCAGGUGGAUUCCCCAGGAGGAGCAGCAGCUCCAAGGGCAACCCCCCCACCCCACACCCUUCCACAGGGUCGGGACUGCUCAAGAAUGGAGUAGCUGCCUUGUGACAUGAUGCGAUUCCUGUCCCUGGAGGUGGGCAAGCAUCUGGUAAUGAUACUGCACCAUCAAGGGUCGGGGCUGGUAUCUGCAGGAGCAUCCAGCAGAAGCCUUGCUGAACAUCUGAGGAAUUCUGCAGAUCCCAGCCUGGGAGAUGAGCUCCACCUCUGUUGCCCUGUUUGGCCCAUAAAGGGGCAGCCAGGAAUUGUGGAAGGAGAACUGGGCCGGGAGUCAGGAGGCCAGAGGUCCUCUCCUGCCUCUGGCACACACUGGCUGUGUGACUUUGGCCCACUCCUUGUUGUCUCUGAUCCUCGGCUUCCUCCUCCACCACUAAGUGGGUAGAAUCAGUGAUUUUCUGGGUAUGAGCAGCUAUUCUGGAAAUCACUCAUAGACGAGAAUAAAGCUCAUGAUCCAACUCGUGCCUGGGGCUCUGUCCUCUCCAUGGUCAUGUCUACCACCCCAGGCCCCACCUUAGUCUUUCACACCAAAUGAGGGCAAGAGGGUCAGACUGGGCAGGGUAGGCUCUGGAACCUUGUCCUCGGAGGCACUGGGGCUGCUGUGCUAGACAGAAGUCCCCAGCAGCUGGGCCACAAGGACACAACUCCUGUGGGGCAAGGGUAGUGUGAGCUAGUUCUGCCAAGCUCAGAAAAAUGCAAAAGAACUUUUUAGCAGGCAGCGCUGACCAGAAAUGGAAAAGGCUGCUGCUUCAGGAGAUGGGUGAUAAGCUCUCUGUCACUAGAGGGAUGCAAGCCCAGGCUGGCUUAAAUAAUGACUUGGCAUGCUACAGUGGGCCUUGAAUUUGGUAACCUUCAUUUAUUUGUGCUCUCAGCAAACAUUUACUGAGUGCCUGCUGCAUGCCAGGCACUGUUCCAGGCACUGGUGGAAGAAGGCAGAAUCCCUGCCUACAUGGGGCUUGCAUUCUAUGACUCUAGAUAGCCACCUUAGAAUGUGCAGGGCACCCAGUUAACCCCAUGCCCUAACCCAGCCACCUGCCUGAAAUUCCACCAUUUGAAUGAUCAACUUAUCCACACAUUUUUUCAUUCAGGCCACGCUUACUGAGCACCUACUAUGUGCCAGAUUCCACGCACAGAACCAAGGGUCUAAAGAUGAUCAAGACAAAGCCUCUGUCCUCAAAAGGAGCUCAAGUCUAUGGGGAAGACAGGCGUAAACAGCCAGUUACAGCCCAGGUGACUUGUGCUAGAAUAGAGCCAGGUACAGGGGCCAGCAGAGGGCUGGGCUGGGCUGAGCUGGGCAAUCUGGGGAGGCUUCUCAGACGAGGCAGCCAGGCUGUGCACUUGCUCAGUGCCUCACACACAGUAAGUAGGUGCAUAAUCAUUGCUGGUUAGACCGAAGUCAGCUGAUGAAAGGUGCUCUGGGCUCAGCACCAGCAAGGGCAAAUGUCUGGAACCACAGGAAACUGCGAGAACGUCGGUGCUGCUAGCGGGUGGGGAGUGGCCUGAGAGGUGGGCAUGGCCUCCCUUGUCACCAUCCCUCGGUCACCAUCGGGAAUUGGGCGAGUCCGGCUCUGGCUUAUCGGCCCAGACCCCUUGACUCUGCCCACCUGCCUGACAUUCUGCUACUCCUCGCUCUGGGCAGCAGGGGGCUCCCACCACCCAUGGAUGAGAGGUUCUGACACCACAGCCAGGCUGGGGCCCUGACCAGCAGCCCCUCACAGGGUCUGUCGGGCCUCUGUCCAGAGCAGAGUCCUGGCCUGGGCACGCGGUGGGGGGAGGGGAGAGUGCAGCUGGUCCACUAGGGCCUGCGGGCUCAAGCAGUCCAACAGACACCCAGGGCACCCCCUCCCACCAUCCCUGAACACAGUCUCCCCUACUCAGCCUGGGAGGUGGGAUACUCCAGCUCUCUCACCUUCUGGCUGUGGACACUGAGUUAGUUGCUUACCCUCUCUUAGUAUUAUUUUCCUCCCUGAAGGAUUGAACCAGUAAGUUCCAUGACACAAACCUUUAACAGGGACUUCUGUGUGCCAGAGGGUCCCAGACAUGGGUGCAACGCAGCCCCUGCUCCAGGAGGAAUGGAGGCAGACGAGCAGAAACCACAAAAGUCACUUACUGCAAAAGGCCACGGGGGGCGGCAGUGAGAGCUGUUACUCUGGGACCCUAGGGCCUGGGUUCAAGGCUCAUCUCUACCACUUAUUCUCUGCAUCUUAAGCAAGUUUCUUAAGCUCUCUGCACCUCAGUUUUUCCAUCUAUAAAAUGGAGAUAAUUAAAUACAUGCAAGUCCUUAGAACAGUGCUGGAAACCUACUCAGGGUUAUGUAAGUGCUUCCCAUUAUAAGGCAGACUGUGUGCCUGCAUGGAAAUACAGGACAGUCUGGAGUCACUGGGGAGGGAAGAUUCAUGGUGGAGGUUAAAGAUCUUUGAAGGCUUCUUGGAGGAGGUGCCCAGAAAGAUUAGCUAAGUGGAGGCCUGGGCCUUCCAGCCAAAGGGGCCAAAAGGAGACAAGACUAGGAUGCAGAAUAAAAUGAGGUCUUUCUGGGACUUCCUCGGCCCCAAACACAAGACCCAGGGUAGGGCAAGACUAUGGUGGACAAAGAGGAUGCAAGGUGGAGGGGGGCUGGGCCCUGGCCAGCGCUGAGCUUUGCGCAGGAUGCUGAUUGAGCUCUUCCUCCUCUCUGACGGCAUGAAGCCCUGCCUGGGGAUUCAGGAACACUCUGGAUGGCUGAACAGAGGCCAUCCCAACAUGGGAGCAGACAGCCCGGCACAGGACUGAGGCCCUGGGAUGGAGCAGGAGAGGGCAAGGGAGCUGAAAGGGCAUGGAGGUCCCCUGCCAGGUCUCCAGGGUAUGGUAAAACCCCCAUCCUGAGCCCUGAUGACCCAGAGCUGGCACUGGGGCCCUGUACCCUGGGUGCCAGGGAGGACAGCAGAUGGGGCGGGGGCAGCCAGGAGUUGAGUGGCAGGUGUGAGAGGUCUGGAGAAAUUGAUUUAUUAGGGACAAUGAAAGGAGCUAAAUAUGUUUGCCGGGCUCAGCGAUGACUCAGGCUUUCCCCAGGGGUCCACAAAGCUAGAGCAUCAAAGAAUUGAAGGCAGUCCUCCUCCCACCAGAGCUCCGCCCACCGCCCACCUCGGGCUCCUCCUUCCAGCCAGAGAAGGACCACCUCUGGAAGGUCCUGAAAGUCUGGCCUCCCCUGGCACCAGGGACCCAGCCACUCAGCCAGCCUGCCCCACUCCCAUCCCGCCGGCCACCAGACGUCACCCAGGAUGGUUGAAG